UUUUAUUCUAUAUGCUUUCUAUACUGACUGUUGGCUGUCAUUUACAGCUAUAGAUCCCGGUUUGGCCAUGCUGUUUACAUCAAAGAUUACAUGGAUUAUUAGAGAAAAAGAGAGAGGGAGAGAGAGAGAGAGAGAGGUGGAGUGGAUGAGAAGGGGAGGAUCUUGGGAGACAGGAUGAGUAGGAAGAUCUGUAAGCUGUCAGAUUCAGUUUUUCUCUACAGAAGCUUUAACACUUUGCAUCAUUACACCUGGGAAACAGAGGGACAGCCCACUAAAUCAGGACUUUGCAUAUUGUUGGCGUUUUAGCGUGCCAAGGCACUGAGGAGAGAGAGGAGGUUCAGCCAAUAAGCACAAGCACAGGAGAGAGGAUAGAGGAUCUGCGUAGGGGAGAGAGGUCCUGCAUGUUGUGGAACGUCAGGAGGGAAGUGCGAGCGUGUUAAAGACAGAUGGUCUCUCAGUGGAGUUGUUCUUUUUUCUCUCUCUUGUUCUCACUCUUUCCUGGAUGCUGCUCCCCUCAGCUGAACGGGAUCCAAAGUGUUACCUCAUGAUCUUCAUCCUUCACUGCUCCUCUUCCUCCUCCCCCACACAAGCAUACCUGUUGGCAGAACUCUUUUAUCCUCUCUCUCUCUCUUUGUCUUCUUACAGGUUGGCUAUGAUGAUGGAUUUUUUUUUUCGGGAUGAUGAGAAACCUCUAAGCGUCCUUGCCUUUUGUUCCCUACAGGCAAUUUAACAAGCACAGAAGUAGAUCUUCAUCAGGAAACUGUGACAGACAGGAGGGUGGCGACAAAAUAGAUAGAGGGAGAGAGGGUAAAAGAGUAAGUGAGGGUGAAAGACAAAGCUAAGGAUUUAAAGGUCUAGAACUUUUACAGGAGCUCAUAACAUCACAGAUUUUGUGGAUCCUCCACUCAAUUCGCCUUGGUUUCCAGAAGACGACCUACUUGAGCAAAUUGCAGGGAACAUUUGCACCUAAUUUCAUCCGAGAUAUAAUAAGCUAUAAUAAUAAGACAAUGCUACCCAGCUUUGGGUUGCCGAUGCUGAUAUUAGCGCCACUUCUGCUAAUUGGCCAUCAAGUGGUCAUGGGGCAAAAUGAAACGGAGCCCAUAGUGCUGGAAGGAAAAUGCCUGGUGGUCUGUGACUCCACACCAUCUUCAGAACCAGCAGGUAACGCACUGGGGAUGUCCGUGCGCUCAGGUACCGGCCGUGUGGCCUUCUCCGCCACACGGCAAACCAACCAUGAGCCCACAGACAUGAGCAAUCGCACCAUGAUCAUCUAUUUUGACCAGAUCUUGGUGAACGUUGGUGGUCAUUUUGACCAAGAGAGCAGUAUCUUCCUUGCUCCGAGACGAGGGGUUUACAGCUUCAACUUCCAUGUGGUAAAGGCAUACAACAGGCAAACCAUACAGGUGAGUUUGAUGUUGAAUGGCUGGCCGAUGAUCUCAGCCUUUGCUGGAGACCAGGAUGUGACGCGAGAAGCAGCCACAAAUGCUGGGCUUGUGAUCAUGGAAAGAGGGGACAAGGCUUAUCUCAAGCUAGAAAAGGGCAAUCUAAUGGGAGGAUGGAAGUACUCUACUUUUUCAGGCUUCCUGGUCUUCCCUUUAUAAAGAUGACCAUGUGAAGAUCUAGGAGAUGCCGAGGAGAGAGGGUGACCUGCUCUCUGGGGAUUUAUUUUACGAAAAUGGAAUCCACAGAAAACCUUAUAUUUGAUCUUUUUUAUUUUAUUUUAUUUUAUUUUUUACAGCAGAGAAAAGAAAAUGCAGAAAAUUAGGUGUUAAAUGUUCUAAUUAAAUAUUAUAUAUAUUUUGUUAUUCAAGAAAACAAUUAAGUAUUAUAAUUAAAUAUUAUUGAGAACCAGGUUAGAAAAAAAUGUGAUUUGAAAAUCACUAAAAAGUCACUCUUUCCUUCUUCUUUUUUUUUUUUUUAACAAAAUUACAUUUCUAAAUUCCCUUUUAAUUAAAAUAUAGCUUAACAAUUUGAUGUGAGGUUUCUGUUUAUAAAAUGUUUGCCUGCUUAUGGAGCUGUUUGUGUGUGUUAUAAAGCUUUGUAAAAAUACAUCUUAUUAAAUGGAAACCCUUGACUGAAAA
Carassius auratus (goldfish) is the source of this 2081-nucleotide messenger RNA. Its product is annotated as cerebellin-1-like. Bases 1008 to 1601 code for a protein of 197 amino acids. Gene Ontology annotation, biological process: maintenance of synapse structure. Gene Ontology annotation, molecular function: protein binding. The record is from RefSeq and is a predicted model, not a curated record. Lineage: Eukaryota; Metazoa; Chordata; Actinopteri; Cypriniformes; Cyprinidae. The transcript has 4 exons. Gene Ontology annotation, cellular component: glutamatergic synapse; synaptic cleft.